This is a messenger RNA of Candidozyma haemuli, 1086 nucleotides long. It is a transcript of the gene PDR17, whose product is annotated as Pdr17p. NCBI's taxonomy places the organism in Eukaryota, Fungi, Ascomycota, Pichiomycetes, Serinales, Metschnikowiaceae. Bases 1 to 1086 code for a protein of 361 amino acids. Gene Ontology annotation, molecular function: phosphatidylinositol transfer activity. The record is from RefSeq and is a predicted model, not a curated record. The transcript has a single exon.
AUGCCAUUCUGGAGAAAAAGUGCACAGAAUGACGAGAGCAAUAGCUCUCAGGAACCAGACAACACCUCCUUAUCCUCGAGGGCAACAUCAGUCUCUUCUAGCGCUCAAAAGAAGGGCCUCAUCAAGCGCCAUGUGCCUUUUGAGGCUCCAGUGAACCCUAUUAAGCCGCCAGUGUUUGAUCUUACGAAGGAGCAGGAGGCCAAGUAUGAAGAGGUGUUGAAAUUUUUCAAAGAAUAUGUCAAGAAGGAGAUUCCCGUGUCUGACUCCGCCAACGCCGAAACCCAUCCAAUACUUGAUGAAGAAAAAGCCUGGCUCACCAAAGAAUGUUUCUUGCGGUACUUGAGAGCUACCAAAUGGAAAGUGGAACCUACCAUCAAACGUAUUAAGGAUACUAUGGUCUGGAGAAGAACCUUUGGUGUUGUUGUUGUUCCUGGUCAUAGCGACCCAAGGAAAAUUAUAACCCCAGAGCUUGUGGAAGCUGAAAACGUCACUGGUAAGAACCUUAUUGUGGGUUACGAUAACGAUAACAGACCUUGCUUAUACCUUAGAAACGGUUACCAAAACACUUCAGCAUCGUUGAGACAAGUGCAACACUUGGUGUUUAUGUUAGAAAGAGUUAUACAGUUCAUGCCACCUGGCCAGGACGGACUAGCAUUAUUGAUUGACUUCAAAGCAGCUCCAGCUCACUUGAAUCUUUCUUCCAAAUUCCCUUCCCUCAGCAUUUCCAAACAAGUUUUACAUAUCUUACAGAAUCACUAUCCCGAAAGAUUGGGACGUGGUCUUUUUACCAAUAUUCCAUGGAUUGGGUACACAUUCUUUAAGGUCGUGGGCCCCUUUAUUGACCCAUACACCCGCCUGAAGACGAUUUAUGACCAACCUUUCGAGAACUUUGUUCCUAAGGAACAGCUUGAUAAAGAGUUUAACGGUAUGCUCGACUUCGAAUAUAUUCACGAUACCUACUGGAAGGAGAUGAACCGCAUGGCUGAAGAAAAAUAUGAACAUUACAAGGCCAACUUUGCCAAACUUGGUGGAGAGAUUGGCUUGAGCGAAUACGAUUUGAGACGGCAACACGAAGAGUCAGCAUAG